Molecule: messenger RNA, 466 nt
Organism: Melitaea cinxia (Glanville fritillary)
Lineage: Eukaryota; Metazoa; Arthropoda; Insecta; Lepidoptera; Nymphalidae
Gene: Defensin
Exons: 2
Coding region: 112-417 (101 amino acids)
Source: RefSeq, a predicted model, not a curated record
CACAAUAACGAAAGCGGUUUAAAUUGACCUUUCGGAAAUGCAGUCUCAUUUAUGAUUCGUUACGCGUAUUAGGAACACUGACUUUAGUAUCUAUAAAUUUAUUAACUAAAAAUGGGUUUAAGGGGGAUUUGCUUCGUUUAUGUUAUAUUUUUCGUUUAUUUAUUGCAAUAUGCUGAUGCACUUCCAAGGCUCAGUAGUGUAGAGAAAACAGAAAUAUUAUCCGAAUUGAGCGGAAUACCGAUAUCUACAGUGAAAGCUACUCCGGUACAAGUGGUAACUGAAUCAGUUGCCAAGAUACCAGGCAGAGUAAAAUGCGUCAAUGAAGAAGCUACGGAAGAAUUAGUCUGUCAAGAACAUUGCCUACCAAAAGGUUACUCAUAUGGCAUCUGUGUCAGAGGAACUUGUAGUUGUAUUUAAUUUUUGGUAAAAUGGUCAAUGAAAACAAUUUUUUUUAACAUUGUCAUAA